AUGGUUGUUUUGCGUGCUGCCACAGCUGUUGGAGAAGGUUCAAUAGCGGUAUGGUCAGAGUUUGUGAGGAGACUCAGUGACGGGAUGCUUGCCAGUUUGCUGCCAAAAAUACUAAUCGCUAUCCAGCCUCUGCUGAAAUUUUCUGCUACAAACAACUUGCUGGAUAGCAUUUUCGAUCGGAAGAAGCCUCUGGAGAUUGAACAGAGCGAAGCAUUCGAAAGAACUGCAAUGGUUUUAUUGAGCAGUGAAGUGGGUGACCCAUCACGUAUUAACUUCCAUCUCAAGAGAACGUGCUCAAAUGAUUCCAAGGAACAUGUAAUCUCCAGUUGUGUGCGCAUGUUGCUUGAGGAAUGCGAUACAGUUGGUAAAGUGGUUCUUCAUAAGCUUCUGAAUGUUCUCGAU
Messenger RNA from Strongylus vulgaris, 402 nucleotides. Lineage: Eukaryota; Metazoa; Nematoda; Chromadorea; Rhabditida; Strongylidae. The record is from the annotation of a GenBank genome assembly.